This is a messenger RNA of Dryobates pubescens (Downy woodpecker), 4091 nucleotides long. RefSeq names its product interacts with SUPT6H, CTD assembly factor 1 (gene IWS1). Bases 172 to 2325 code for a protein of 717 amino acids. Gene Ontology annotation, biological process: poly(A)+ mRNA export from nucleus. The transcript is spliced from 14 exons. The record is from RefSeq and is a predicted model, not a curated record. Lineage: Eukaryota; Metazoa; Chordata; Aves; Piciformes; Picidae. Gene Ontology annotation, cellular component: nucleus.
GCCGUUGGGAGGAAAGGCGCCAUCUUGGGCCCUGUGCGAGCCGGGAGCUGAGAGGCGGGAGCUGAGAGGCGGCGGCUGGAGGACUCGGCGGGCCCUAGCGACGAGCGCCGUGUGGGGGGCUUUGCCCCGCCGGCCGCUCUCGGCAAGGAGGGCGGGGUUCGGCGGGCUGCCAUGGAGAACGAGUACUACGGCGGGGAGCAGUCAGAUGAUGGCGGAGCUACUCCAGUGCAAGAUGAACGAGAUUCAGGAUCUGAUGUUGAAGAUGAAGGAAAUGAGCAGCAUUCUGGAUCUGAGAAUGGAAGUGUAGUAGGGCACCAUUCAGAGAAUGAACACAGUGAUGGAGAAGAUGAUGGGCAAAUGGGAGAGGCUCAUGAGACAGACUCUGAAAACGAAGAUAUCCCAAGGCAAAAAGAGAGUGACUCGGAUAACGAGGAGCCUCCAAAUCGCAAUGCGAGUGAUUCGGACAAUGAAGCAGCUCACGGAGGGAAAGACAGUGAUUCUGAUACUGAGGACCGUCCAAAUCGGCAUUUAAGUGACUCUGAAAAUGAAGAUGCUUUAAAUCAUCGAGCAAGUGACUCUGAAAAUGGAGAACCUCCCAGGGAUCACAGUAGUGAUUUUGAAAACGAGGAAUCACACAAGCAGCCAGCCAGUGACUCGGAAAGUGAAUUGCUCCACAAGCAGCCAGCCAGUGACUCAGAAAGUGAAUUGCUCCACAAGCAGCCAGCCAGUGACUCGGAAAGUGAAUUGCUUCACAAGCAGCCAGCCAGUGACUCUGAGAGCGAGGAACUCCACAAGCAGCCAGCCAGUGACUCAGAGAGCGAGGAGGUUUCCAGACACAAGCAAGAAAUAGAGUCUGAGGAUAGUGAUGGGGAGGACAAGAAGGAGGAGGUGCAGAAUGAUUCUCAUCAUUCAGAUAAUGACCAUGUAAGGGAAGGAUUUCAGGGCUCUGACAGUGAAGAGGAAGCUCCUAAGAGAAGGAAAAUAUCGGACAGUGAUGAAGAAGAGAAAGAGGAGGAGAAGACAGUAAAGAGGAAAACAGCUAUCCUUUCUGACAGUGAGGAUGACAAUGAGAAAACACCUGCAAAAAAAGUACGAAUCCUUUCUGAUGUUGAAGAAUCGGAUAGUGAUGCUCCUUCAGAGAAAUCUGGGAACAGGAAGAAAAACAUUGUGUCAGACAGUGAGGAAGAGGAAGAAGACAGAAAAGAGAAUGCUGGGAAGAAAAAAGAGGAGAAAGAUCUGUUUGGCAGUGACAGUGAAUCUGGAAAUGAACAAGAAAACCUGAUUGCAGAUAUAUUUGGAGAAUCUGGUGACGAGGAGGAAGAGGAAUUUACGGGUUUUAACCAGGAAGAUUUAGAGGAAGAGAAAGGGGAUGCAGACAUGAAGGAGACAGCAGAUGAAUCUGACUCUGAUGACAACAUCAAACGAGGAAAGCAUAUGGACUUCAUGUCAGAUUUUGACAUGAUGCUGCAACGAAAGAAGAGUAUGAGUGGCAAGCGCAGACGAAAUCGAGAUGGUGGAACUUUUAUUAGUGAUGCAGAUGAUGUGGUCAGUGCUAUGAUUGUGAAGAUGAAUGAAGCUGCUGAGGAGGAUCGACAACUGAAUACACAAAAGAAACCAGCACUAAAGAAAUUAACUUUGCUACCAACUGUAGUUAUGCAUCUUAAAAAGCAGGAUCUCAAAGAAACUUUCAUUGAUAGUGGUGUUAUGUCUGCCAUCAAAGAGUGGCUUUCUCCUCUCCCAGACCGAAGUCUGCCAGCACUAAAGAUACGAGAGGAGCUUCUGAAGAUCCUACAAGAGUUGCCCAGUGUGAGCCAAGAGACCCUGAAGCACAGUGGCAUUGGACGAGCUGUGAUGUACCUCUACAAACACCCCAAAGAGUCAAGACCUAACAAGGAUAUGGCAGGGAAGCUGAUCAAUGAAUGGUCUCGACCCAUCUUUGGCCUUACCUCAAACUAUAAAGGCAUGACAAGAGAAGAAAGGGAGCAGAGAGACUUGGAACAGAUGCCUCAGCGAAGGAGAUUGAGCAGCUCUGGUGGUCAGACUCCUCGCAGGGACCUGGAGAAAGUGUUAACUGGAGAGGAAAAGGCUCUUAGACCUGGAGACCCUGGGUUCUGUGCCCGUGCAAGGGUGCCAAUGCCCUCCAACAAGGACUAUGUGGUCAGGCCCAAGUGGAAUGUGGAGAUGGAAUCCUCCAGGCCCGGGACUAUUAAGAGAGGUAUUAGUCGCUUGGAAAAACACAAGAGACGGUUUGCUGAACAGAAACGACUCAGCAAAGUGCAUCGGGCCAUCAAGUUCAGCAUUGAAGGCAACAGGAUGCCCCUGUAGCCAAAACACUGCCUUCCCCAAGUUUGAGAGGUAUCCCUCAAGGGAGGUGUGGACAGUGCAUGUGCUUCAGCUGUUGGCAGUUUGCACAUACAGGAAAGGAGUGUGUGUACCCUAAAGUUGGAAAACUCUCCUCCUAUUCCCUCAUGUCUGUACUGGCACCUAAAAGGGAAGUUGUACAGGAAAAAAGUAGGCUGUGGAACAUAAUGUCUGCCAGGAUAGCUGCCUCAACAGCUUCAGGGUACCCAAAUGGCAGGUGCUAAAUGAAAACACCUGUACUCAACAAGAGCUUUGCACCACCUCUGGUUUGGAAUGCUGCUGUGACUGUUAGAUUCUCCAGCUUUACCUGAACUGCUACACAGAAAUACUUAGCCCUUAGUAUAGGGCCUUGUGUCACUGUACACCGACACCUGCAGCUGAUGUCUUACUGGUUCAAAGUAAGGAAUUUGUCACACCUGCUCUCUGAAGGAAGUGAGUGAUGUGAUACUUGAGGGGUAGUGACAGGAGGCAGAGCAUGAGACCUCUGCAGAGCAAGGGAAGCGCUGUGAAUGUGGGGUGGAGGGAGAUCAAUCCAUGCCAUUCAUCAGUGCAGGAACUGUUACGGCAGUCUCUAGUCUGUGUUUGGGUUCUGUGGGCAGGGCUGCCGCAAACCAAGAGUGACAUCAAGAGGCGAACAAAUGGCAGGUAGCUGUGGAGUUUGCCCUUGAUAUUUACUUGUUAAAAAAAAGCCAAAACUAUUUUUUUAACAAUCACUGUGAAAUUCCAGAUAGAAUUUCAACCAUAGUGAAUAGUUUUUUGAAUAAAAUCUAUUUAAAAUCAGUGUGUGAGGGAGCACCUUCCUCAGUGAUGAGAACAAGAGGUUCAAUUUCUGAUCGAUGGUUCUUUGUCAGAUACGAAGCAGCAUGUUCUGAAUAUCUCUGUUCUCCCAGACUUCAAAGGUGUGAAUUUUCCACCAUUUAUUGUUUCUGUUGUCUAGUUAGUGGAAAUUGUGUUCUAGGAAGUAAUGGCUGUGGACUGGAAGGGCCUGGCUGUUGCCUGUGGUGGUGUUUCUUUACAGAAUCACUGUAUUUAAUCUGUGAAAAGUAACUGCUGUGUCACCUUGGUUUUCAUUUGCAGUUAAGGUACAAAGAUGAAAUGCAUUAACUUCUAAUUUCUUGUAUGGUCGGCUUAGGCAUUUCUUUAGCUUCCCCCUACACUCCCUUUCCCCCAAUGAUCUCUUGCUUUGUAAUCAGUGACCUUUAAAAUAAACUGGAAUUGAUAGGUUAGCUCACUGCAUCUCGGUUACUGUGCAUUUGUGUCUGAAGACCUUGCCCCUCCAGGAAACCUGUGUGGCAUCACAGUGCAGGCUAUGUCUGACACUGGACUCCAGCCAGUACAGACACACAACUAUUCCAGGCUGUCAUACAGUUGUUAAUCCCAGUGAUGGGAAUGCUUCACUGUGUGGUGUUCAUGAGCACAGUGACUGCCAUCUAUGUACUUCAUCUGUUGGGGGAGCCAUUUUACCCUCUGUGUGGGAGAGGCCAUGGGCGUGUGUGCACACAACCAGUUGGAACUAGUGGCUUCAUCAGCCCCCUGUUGCAUGCAUCUCUCUUCUUGAACCUCUGGGGCUUCUGCUUUUCUCUUUUUUUUCAGUGGUAACUAGUUUUAUUUUUUAAGUUCCAGGGGACCUCUAAGAAAGGGGUGAGUCGGCUGGACAAACAGAUGCGGAAAUUCACAGAUAUCAGGAAAAAAAGCAGAUCGGCCCAUGCAGUGAAAAUCAGCAUUGAGGG